GUUGAGAUACUGCAUGUCGCGAGGCGGGCAGAGUUGAAGAGAGAACAAGAAAGAAGGAGCAGAGCACAUUACAGGAACAAAGUUAGGCCUUUAAGAGUGUGCUCAGGCAGACACUGGCUCUUAGACGACAAUGAAUGCUCAGUACGAUGCGAAGGUGUUUGUCAGGUAUAUCAGUAAACAAAAGAAACUUGUGUAAAACAGUGAAGAGAGGGAUCCAACUGACAAAACGUGUUUUAAAGCAUUGGAAGAAAUGACUAGUGAUAUAACAGGCCUCAGAAUGAUGGGGGGCAGUCCAAAGCGAGGUCUAAGCCCAGGGGGAUCUGGCUCAUCCAAAAAGAGAAGGUUUUUUUCCGAAAGCUAUGAUGAGAAACUUGAGCGGAGACAUGAGAACCAUCUGAAUCUCAUCGGUCGAAAUAACACCACAACCUGCCGCAGUACUCCAAGGGAGAAGAAUGUGGAGCAAAACUCGAGACAAGUGCAGUUUCUGAAACGAAGGAAUUUAACAAUCAAUGAAGACGAGAUUAAAAAAAAGCCUGCCAAAUCAAGCCGCCACAGAGUGGAAAAGGCAACAACAGCUGCCACUUCUGCUACGCUUUCUGCUCCAGUCCCGGAAGGAGGUUUGAAGCUUUCACAACAGAAUUUAGCUGCAGUCAGUCAGACAUCUCCACAGUUCAUAUUGUGCAGCAAUGGCACCCCGUUAACUAAAGAACCCACUCACUGGGGAGCAAAGGAUUCAAAUUUCCGUUUCUGCACCAGAGUACCACUGCAACACGAUGACUCAACCAUCAAAAGAAUUUCAAAAAGGGACAAAGCCACACAGAUGCCUUCAGGUAUUCCCGGUGAAAUUGGUGAACUCAUCAGGAAAGAAGCAAGCCAACAAACAGAAUCCGGCGUGGCUGUUCUCGAUAAGGAGAUCCAGCAGCUGUCUGAAUACCUAAAGGAAGCUCUGCAUCGUGAGCUAAUGCUUAAACAGAAGCUCACUAUUCUUCAACAGCUUCUUGCAACAGUUUUGCAGGCAGCAGAAAAAUCAUGGAAGGUACAAUUGGACGAUGACUCAAUGCGUUGCAAAUUGCAGUCACUUGAAAAUCAGUUACACACCUGGACACAGAAUCACUCGCGAGACAGUAUGAAGGAAACCAUGGCCGAAAUGCAGCAGCAAAAACUCAAGUAUGAGCUCGUUGCUAAGGAAUCACUCCAGAAAGCAAUCAAAGAGAAAACAGCUGCUGAACAAACACUGGCCAAUGUCCAGAGAUCACUGAGUGUAGCAGAGAUGGAGUGCUCUCAUUGGAAGGAGUCCUACAAUAAAGCACUGGCAGAUUGCGCUGAACUGACGACCAGGCACUCAGAAACCACAGACCAAUUGCACAUAGUGCAGACUAAACUGCAGAGAGCAGAAAAAGACAGCGUGUUGCUCAGAAAUUUACAAACAAAAUUCCAAGAUAUAGAAAAUGAGACACAGAAACUCCUGGAUAAAAUUGAUGCAUUAAGAGAAGAAAAUGAACUCCAGCAAGAACAGCUUCUAAGAAGCAAAGCAAAAUUACAGAAAACCGAAGAGCAGGAACAGAUAAUGGCAUCUACAAUCACUAGCCUACAGGAGAUGUUGCAGAAGAAAACCAUCCAGGCAACAGAGCAGGAGAAAGCGAUGCAACAGAAUGACUUACUUAGUGCCAGGAGUGAACACCAGCAUCAGGCACUUCAACUGCAGGUCAACAAACUGAGCAAUCAAUUGGAAAAGCAGUCAACUCUACUUCAUGCCAAAGAGGAAGAGUGCAUUGAACUCCAUUCAAAGCUUACGAUUAUGCAAAAUGAGCAUAGUGCCUUUUUAAAAAACAUGCAGCAUCAUCAGAACAAGUCAAAGAGUUUUCAGAAGAAACCUACCCAGAGGAGGUGCUGUCGAUGUGUGACCUUCCUCAUACUGGCAGCAACAGCAGCAGGGUUGGCAGUGCUCUGGGCAAAUUUCGACAAUAUUUCUUUUUAAGAAGUUGCAUUGAAGCACAUCUUAUUACCAGCAGAAACUUGCUUAAGCAUUUUGACCACCAAAUAUCUUCAAAGUAGUAUUUUCAUCAUUUGCAAAGAUUAUCUACUGAACAUGAAAGACAUUAUUACAUUGGAUCAAUACAUAAGCUCACAGAACACAGGCUUGCCGCUUGUCUUUGCCAAACUGACUGAGAUCUGUAACUUAUCAUAUGUGGAAUUCUGACUGCUUGCCUAUGUGACAUACUUCAGCGAUCAAGUGAAGCCCAAGUGUCAUCACUGUUUUGGUUGGAGGAAGCAAAAAUGAAUAAGUGAUUUUUAAAUCUGAUUUUUAUUUACGCAUUGUCUACUAAUGGAUUAUACAGGAAUAUCAGCACAGGGAAUGCAGCAGCCUUCCUGACUGACAUUUGCCACCCCAAUGCCAGUGAUAAGGUUCUCAUUGAUUGAGAAAAAAAGAGGAUAACUAUUUUAGAGAGAUGGCAGUACAGUGGUAAUGUCACUAAGCUAGUAAUCCAGAAGCUGAGGCUAAUGUUUUGGGGAUACAGGUGAAAAUAUCACCUUGGAACAUGGUGGAUUUAAAUUAAAUAAGAAAUAUAUCUGGAAUUGAAAGCUCAUCUCAGUAAUUGUGACAAUGAGACUACCAUCAGUUGCCUAAAAAACUCACCUAGUUCAAUAAUGUCCUUUAAGGAAAGAGAUCUGGUCUGGCUUAGAUAAGUCAGCAGACUCACAGCAAUGUGGCUGACUUUUAACUGCCUUUUGAAAUGGUCUAGCAAAUCAUCCAGUUCAAGAGCAAUUAUAGAUUUGAACAAAUAUUGCCCUUGCCAGUGAGACCAAAGUUUCAUUUAAAAAAAUGAAGUAAAAGAUUUACUUUAUUGAAAGUGGAGAGAAUUGUCCAACAUGGUCAAUGCCUACCUAAACUCCAAAUCUGAGUCCUUGAGAAGAACCACAAUUUAUCUUCUGGUUAGAGUUUUAAAAUAAGAACUUGACAAACAAGUUGAGAGCAACAAGUGGAUAUCUGUUAACGGAGUUUCAUUAGUGAAAGAAUUGAGAUUUACACUGGAACUACCAAAUAAUUAUUCAACUCAGGUCAAAACCUAUCACUAAACAGUUAAUCAGUAUUGGGAGUUAUUGAGAGAUUUCAUUCAGCAUAUGUUAUUUAAAAAAAUGGAGAAUCACAAUUUUGAAGCUUACUUACACAGGAGAAUCAAAUAAUAAGUCAGCUGUGUUAUUACUGAUUUCCCAAAGGUUUUAUUUUUUAUAAAGUAAUUCUGGUGAUCAAUAAAAUGAAUGUGUAAAUUAACUGAAAAGAACUUCAUUUAUUUUUGUACAUAUCUACCGUUCAUGAGCUCUAGUUCUCCCUCCAGUAAGAAAAAAUGUUUACAUUUAAAAUACCAAUUCAACAUGCUUUUUCAAACUGCCAUAUCAUCUUAUUAAACCCAAGUACGAUAUAAAAAUUUUCAUGCUUUUUCAAACUGCCAUAUCGUCUUAUUAAACCCAAGUACAAUAUAAAAAUUUUAAGUGUUUAAUACUUUAUUUUGAUGCUCAUUUGAAAACAUGUGGAAAAUAAUGCCACCAUAAUCAAUGUCACAGCUUAUUUAUUUUAUCUUGGACUUGAUGUUCACCUAUUGCCCAUUUACAAUAUCAGAAUCAUAUGUCUAUUGUGGCUUUUUUAAAAAAAAGUUUAUUUUUGCAGCAUGUGGGCAUGGCAGGCAAGGCCUGCAUUUGUUACCUGUCCUCAACUGUCCUUGAGAAGGUUGUGAUUAGCACCUUUCUUGAACUACUGCAAUCCACAUGGUGUAUAUACACCCUUAGGUUAAUAAAUUUCAGGAAGUUGAUCCAGUAAAGUGAAGGAACAGCAACAUACUUCCAAAGACAAAUGCAAUAUUCACAUAAUAGCCUGGUCUAACAAAUCAACUGAUGAGCAAUUCAUACAGACUUUUAACCUGAAGUGUUCAGGUGCCACAUGAAGUUCACAAGCUGCAUGUCAAAAAUACUUUAUUCCCUUCAAAGGUAAGGAACCAGAUUUCUCGUCUACCUGUGGUUCUUACUUUUGAGUGUUAAACUACUGUUUAGGCCAAGGCUGCAUAAAAGAAACCAUGGAAAACAAAUUCCAUAUCAACAAAA
This is a messenger RNA of Rhincodon typus (whale shark), 4098 nucleotides long. RefSeq names its product TRAF3-interacting JNK-activating modulator. NCBI's taxonomy places the organism in Eukaryota, Metazoa, Chordata, Chondrichthyes, Orectolobiformes, Rhincodontidae. The transcript is spliced from 16 exons. The coding region runs from base 251 to 1978 and encodes 575 amino acids. The record is from RefSeq and is a predicted model, not a curated record.